Messenger RNA from Pararge aegeria (speckled wood butterfly), 788 nucleotides. RefSeq lists its product as uncharacterized. Gene Ontology annotation, molecular function: N-acetyltransferase activity. Bases 81 to 788 code for a protein of 235 amino acids. The record is from RefSeq and is a predicted model, not a curated record. NCBI's taxonomy places the organism in Eukaryota, Metazoa, Arthropoda, Insecta, Lepidoptera, Nymphalidae. The transcript has 5 exons.
UCUGCUCAGUCGUAGUGUUGGAGCCACAUCGACGGCAGUUUGCAAAUUUUUAUCCACCCCUUAGCUUUACACAUUUUGCGAUGGUUUACAUUCGCCCCGCGACACUGCCUCUGCCCACGGUCUGGCACCGGUUCACCGCACGAGGUACCUCGCUCAGGGUUCAAGACAUCACGGAAGACCAGGUCGAGCCGGCAGUGCAACUGCUUCUCAAGUAUUUCACCGCCGAUGAACCGCCUUGCAAGUAUAUAGAAAUUAACAAACACCCGGGAGCUCUGGCCGAAUUAGAAUACCUGUGGCGGAGUACCAUUAAAGACCGUAUAUCCGUCGUCUGCGUAGAAGAUGUAGACAGGCCGGCAGAAAUCAUUGGAGUCAAUGUCCUAACCGUAUGCUCUAAAAGUGAUACAGAAGAAGAAUUUAAGACGGAGGACAGGAUCUGGGCGAAGCUGUUCGGCGCGGUAGACCUGGUGGGCAAGGGUGUGGACGUCUUCGCGAGGUUCGGCGUGCAGCAAUACCUGACUGCGUACGGGCUGGUGGUGGCGCCAAACUGGAGAGGCUGUGGGAUCGGGAAGGAGGUAUUAUUAGCUCGUGUACCGCUGUGCAAAGCCCUAAACAUAAAAGUGACAGCGACGGUCUUCACGGCAGCGGCGUCCCAGGCUGUGGCAAGGAAGGCUGGUUUCCAGGAUCUGUUCCAGAUAACUUAUGAGGAACUGGCUAAACAUGGUUUCCGAUUUCCUGGCGUUGAAGAAAACACAAAAUAUUCUAAGCUGAUGGCGCUGGAGAUUAUUUAA